AUGAAGGAUAAGGUUGUUCGUUCACGUUCAUCGUCAUAUGGUAAUUCCAUCACGACUAAUUUAUCGACAAUACAGAUAUUAUCAUCAUUAAUGAACGACGUACAAACAUAUGGUGUAGUUGCAGGUGAUGAUGAUAAUGGAUCUACUCCAGCUUCAAUUGAUAAUCAUUCUGCAUCGUCAUCAUCAUCGGCAUUAUCUCGAGCUAAACAUGAAUCCAUCGAUAUUGAACAACCAAAUAAUGAUAAAUUAACUGUUUAUGAUUUAUCUGAUGAAGAUUCGGAUGAUGAUGUCGAUUCACCGUCUAGUCAAAAUUUUUCACUUCCUACUAGUACAUCAACAGUAACGACAGGUAAAACAAGUCCAUCAUCAGCUGUUCGAUCAAUUAUUUCAACUUAUAUACGAGAUCAACCAGUUACUACUCCACCACCACCAAAAAAUCUCGUCGUAGCAGCCAUCGAAGAUAUUGCUGUUUGGGUCGUACUUGCUGUAGCCAGCGCUUUCAGCAAAGGUGGUCCAGCUAUACAAGCUGCUAUUAUCAUGACAUUUGCUACAUCACCACUUCUCUAUUUAGUCUAUGGAAGACUCAGACCUACUGAAACAAAACAGUACAUCCAAAUGCAGAAGAAGACGACUGAAGUAUCGAAACCGUAUGAUCUAGACACGAAUCUGAUCGAAGAUCGGCAAUCAAAACCAUUUCGAAAAUUGCGUCUCGAAACACCUUCUACAUCUCCGAAUUCUUCAAUUCGUAUUCAUCUGAAAAGAUUGCCUAAAGGACAGUGGCGACUUUGUAGAGAAAUUGGUUCUGGUUGA
This is a messenger RNA of Rotaria sp. Silwood1, 810 nucleotides long. NCBI's taxonomy places the organism in Eukaryota, Metazoa, Rotifera, Eurotatoria, Philodinida, Philodinidae. The record is from the annotation of a GenBank genome assembly.